Molecule: messenger RNA, 216 nt
Organism: Microthlaspi erraticum
Lineage: Eukaryota; Viridiplantae; Streptophyta; Magnoliopsida; Brassicales; Brassicaceae
Source: the annotation of a GenBank genome assembly
AUGAGACUUAAGUCUUUCAAGCCACUUUUCCCACCUCUUGUUGCACGAGUCCGGUUUUUCCAAAGCUUGUUGCAUGAUCUUGGCCGAGCAGCUAUUGCUGUUAGGUUUACUGUCACUCCAGGUUUAUUUCCUUCCCUCCGCUCCCCUGAGCUCGAGCUCGGGAAUCCUAAAGCGGAAGCUUCAAACACCUCUAUCUGCACCUCCAGGGAGAUAUAA